Messenger RNA from Hypoxylon fragiforme, 1897 nucleotides. Its product is annotated as Dor1-like protein. The record is from RefSeq and is a predicted model, not a curated record. Gene Ontology annotation, biological process: intra-Golgi vesicle-mediated transport; cytoplasm to vacuole targeting by the Cvt pathway. The coding region runs from base 311 to 1624 and encodes 437 amino acids. Gene Ontology annotation, cellular component: COG complex. The transcript has a single exon. Lineage: Eukaryota; Fungi; Ascomycota; Sordariomycetes; Xylariales; Hypoxylaceae.
CACAAGUUGUACACCUGGGGCAGGCUAUUACCUACUACCUAGUACCUACCUAGUAGGUAGUACCUACUAGUAGCUAUGUACCUACGUAGAUGCUGCACAGUGUAUUCUACAUGCAUACAUUGAACUUUACAUCCUCAAAAUAGUUAACAUCUAUCAACACAAUUAUAUACUACAUACAUAACAACAACCUCAUCCCAUGUUGAAAUUCAUCCAAGUAUAAGAAACUCUUCAAAGCCUUUAAAGCAUGCCAACCUAAAUACCUAGUACCUAAUUGACAGGUACUCACUUACUACGCCAACCCAAACACAAUAUGGCCGAUUUCUUUCAAGAAUUCUUGAACCCGCCUAGUGCGGCAGAUCGUCGUCCAAACGAUCCUGUUGCCCUCGAAUAUCUUUCUACUCUGGCUUCUAUGCCCCUUUCUCAACUAGAUACCAUCGAACACCAAUCAUUGGCUCAGUCUUCUCACUCUCUCCUCUUAUCUCUUCAGUCGCUUUCCAAGCGCUCUCAUAAAUCUAUCAUCAGCUCCGCCCAAAAUCAUUCACAUCUUCGCACUGCGCUUCCCAUCCUAGCAGCCUCCAUCAAUGAUUUGACGACCGCCAUACCUAGGUUAGAUAAUGAGGCUGUUCACUUUUCAACCACCUAUCAUAAGUCUGGUGACAAUGAUAUACUUAAUGCUCGAAAGCGAGCCUUAUUGUUAUCGAGAAAUGUUGAACGCCUCGUCGAUGUCCUAGACCUCCCCGCCUUACUAUCCACUGCCAUCACCACCGGCUCUUCUGCCCCUGCCGCCAACUAUGCAUCUGCCCUAGAUCUCAAUAGUCACAUUCGUCGACUACAUAGCUUAUAUGCAGAUUCAUGUUUAGUCACCUCUGUAUCUACGCAAGCCGACGAGGCUAUGCAGGCUAUGGCCAAGAAUUUAAUAGCCAGCUUACGCACACCCGGUCUCAAACUUGCAUCUGCCUUGAGAACCAUCAGUUGGCUUCGGAGGGUGAUACCGGACCUAGACUCUACCGGUGUCACUGGCAAUGGUGGCGGGUUAGGGGCUCUGUUCCUUGUGUGCCGUCUAUCCACGUUAAUUAAUAUGCUUGCUGCCUUGGAACCACUUCGCGAACUGGCUGAGCAAGAAAGGAUCCGACAGCAGAAGAACCCACCUGGGAGCACAUGGUCUGGGGGCCAGCAGACAGAACGGUAUCUCAAGCGGUACAUAGAAAUUUUCAGAGAGCAAAGCUUUGCUAUCGUCUCUAUGUUUAGAAGUAUAUUUCCCGCGCCGGCAAGUGAGGCGGCUCCGAAGACAGAAGAUCCGGACCCUCUACAGCCCAUACCUUCUGCGGUAUCAACAUUCCCUUUUCAUCUAAUAGAGAUGUUGAUGGAGACAUUGCGAAUAUAUCUACCAUCUAUUAGAGAUCAGCCAUCCCGUGACAGUCUCCUGACACAGGUUCUCUACUGUGCCGGAAGUCUGGGGCGUCUUGGGGGAGAUUUUGGAGUUUUACUGGCCACUAUCGAUGCUGGUGAUGAGGCAGAGGAUGAGUGGGUGGAGGUAGUAAGACGGCAUCGACAUAUGGCUGGUCGACUAGAAUCGAUUGUCGGAGGCAAAGAAAAAGGCUCUCCAGAGCCCAUCAAGGCGUGAUGAUGAAGACGGGUUUAAGGGGGCAUGCAUAUAUCCAUAAUAUGUAGGUGUCUAUAACUAGGUAUGCUUGUAGGCCAUAUUGGCUCUCCUUGCUAUUACCCUUGUUCUUUUUUUUUGGGGGGGGGGGUUUGGUUUUUUUUAGUCUCUCACCGAUGACGUGAGGUGACUCGUCUCGUCUCUAUUUUGCUCGAUAUGUGCCUGCCUGCCCUAGGUACACAAUACCUGUUAGGCUUUCGAGACAUCAAUCAACUUAACAUUGAAAGCCGCCCCCCC